This is a messenger RNA of Ricinus communis (castor bean), 2068 nucleotides long. RefSeq names its product APO protein 4, mitochondrial. The transcript is spliced from 3 exons. Gene Ontology annotation, molecular function: RNA binding. Bases 745 to 1722 code for a protein of 325 amino acids. Lineage: Eukaryota; Viridiplantae; Streptophyta; Magnoliopsida; Malpighiales; Euphorbiaceae. The record is from RefSeq and is a predicted model, not a curated record.
UAUAUCUUUUUAAUAUAAUGUAUCAUAUAACUUCUUUUAUUUAAGAAAUAUAUCGGUAUUAAUAUUGGUUUAUCAACGGAAAAUGAAAUGAAAAUCUAAAUUAUAUCAACUAAGUAGUUGGUAUAAUUCUAUCAAAUGCCUGCAACUUUUCAACUCUAUUUAAUAAAAUAAAUAAAAAUUAAAAAUAAAUAAAAUAAACCUAAAAUAAACUAAACAUAGGUUCAACUUAAGAAAAAAAAAGAAAUAGAAAAAGAGAAUAUUAAAAAAAGUUUGAAGGAGUCCACCCAAAAAAAAAAAAGUGUGAAGGAAAGACCACAAAAUAAGUAAUCUAUUAGUAAUUGUAUUUAUAUUAGUUGGUUAGUAAGGAAUGUAAAUAUAACAAUUAAUAAAUAUUAUAUUAUAAUAUUUAAUUAGUUUUAUUUAUUAAUAAUUUGGUAGAUUUGUUUUUGGACAGUAGAUUGAGUCUAUUGGAGAGACUAUUGUUUGGGGAUUGGGCCUUUGAGGCCCGGUGGAAAUAAAAAAGAAUAGCAGGUAAUAGUCGGAUAUCCCUAGCCAACCCAGAGAAAGCCUCAAAGUCAUUAGCUAUGACGAACAUGCACGCGUGUCUCCAACGCGCCACCGCCACACGACAGAUCCACGCCUAGAGAGCUGCCUAUAUCUUUAAUUCGAUUUGUAUAUUUGGAUAUUCCAAUUUCGAUUUUAUACAGACAAUUAUUUUUCAUCAUCUCUACUUACCAAUUGUAAAUGGCUUCAAGGAAGAAAAUAUGGCAAGAUUUUGCGAGAUUUUACGGUAAUCACAUUACCCAUUUCAGAUUUUAUAGCUCCCAAGUAGACUGGAAAAAGCUGAGACCUAUGAUAUUGAAGAGAAUAGAAAAUAGAGCUAAGGACUAUCCUGUAAGAGACUUGGUUCCUGUUGCUCAUGAGGUCCUUCAAGCUAGAAUGCUUCUUAUUCAAGGUGUAUCCACUCUUAUUCAAGUGAUUCCUGUAGUUGCUUGCAAGUUCUGUCCUGAGGUUCAUAUUGGUGAGAGAGGACAUUUAAUUCAGACUUGUUGGGGGUAUAGGCGUGGUGCUAAGAAUCGGGUUCAUGAAUGGAUUGGUGGUGGUUUAAAUGAUAUACUAGUUCCAGUUGAAACAUUUCGCCUUAACAGUACGUUCCAAAAGGUUAUUAAACAUGACCAAAGAUUCGAUUUUGAUCGUGUUCCUGCAAUAGUGGAGCUAUGUAGGCAGGCGGGGGCUUAUGUCACUGAUGAGAAUUUGUACUAUGGUUUAAGGAGUUCAGAUAAUGUUAUUAAUGGUGUUGAUAAAGCUGAGUCUUUAUCAGCUGAGGAUCUCCAGUUUGUCGCAAAUGGAACUUUGAGGGCAUGGGAGACACUUAGAUCAGGCGUACAAAGAUUGUUGUUAGUUUAUCAGGCAAAAGUUUGUAAGUACUGUUCAGAGAUUCAUGUUGGACCAUCUGGACAUAAGGCUCGCCAUUGUGGGAUAUUUAAGUAUGAGAGUUGGCGUGGAUCACACUUCUGGGAGAGGGCAAGGGUGGAUGAUUUGGUGCCCCCAAAGAUUGUCUGGCGGCGACGGCCUCAAGAUCCUCCUGUUCUUUUAAAUGAAGGGCGGAACUUUUAUGGACACGCACCAGCAAUAGUGGAUCUGUGCACAAAGGCUGGUGCUAUUGCACCCACAAAGUAUUAUUGCAUGAUGAAAAAUCAGGGUUUAACAGCACCAGUUUGAUUUUGGAAAUGAUGGUUCGUUGAGUAUUUAGUUGGCUGGAGAUUGAACCCUGUAGAGCUUUUCUUAACUCUAAAUCAGAGCCUGAACGGACUUGUAAUUGGAUGCUCAAAGAGCUCACUUGUAUGUCUUGGAUGCUGGUGCUUUGUUUUACCUCGGCCUCAUUAUUUAUUCAUAAAUACAAAAUUUGUUAACAUUACAUUAGCUUUAGUUAUAGAACAUAAAAGUUAGUCAACUAGCAAUAAUCUCUGUAUUUGCACAAUAGUUUAUAUUAUUUAGUUACCUACAUUCUUUGUACAGUUUUAUGGUUUUGAAGAAUGGACUGUCUGCUUCAUUACUUUCUGUCAAA